AUGGCGGAAGGUCAACAGCCCAAUGGGCAUGCGACAAAAGGACGGCGUAUGAGCGAGGUCGUGCUGGAAAAGUUGGAUGAGCACUUCCAGCAAGAAGAAAACAUAUUUCUAUUCCUGCCAAACAUUAUCGGAUACUCCCGCAUCGUUCUGGCGUUAGCCUCUCUCUACUACAUGCCUCUACACCCGAGAACAUGCUCCUUACUGUACAGUAUAUCGUGCAUACUGGACGCGCUGGACGGAUAUGCUGCAAGAAGAUACAACCAGUCUACCACCUUCGGUGCUGUGCUCGAUAUGGUCACGGAUAGAUGCACGACUUCUUGUCUGCUCGUCUUUCUGGCGUCAGCUUUUCCGAGAUGGAGCAUUGUUUUCCAGGGCUUGAUUAGCUUGGAUCUGGCAAGCCAUUACAUUCACAUGUAUGCUUCUCUAAGCAUGGGUGGAAGCGGCCAAAGUCAUAAAAAGGUGGACGAAAGCAGGAGCAAGAUUCUGCAUCUAUACUACACCAACAGGACUGUCCUGUUCUUGUUCUGCGCUCUCAACGAACUCUUCUUCAUUGCCCUCUACCUGCUCUCAUUUUCCUCACCACUCCUUUCGCCCUCACUACUUGUUUCGGCAGACCCAGCCAACCCAUCCUCCACCAUCAACGCAGCGACCCCAUCCCAACCUAUCAACCCAGCACACCCCAAGCCUUCUUUGCUGUUUACGAAUCCAUGGUCAGCUGGAGCGAUGGAGAUGGCAAGAGCGAACAAGAUGGAUAGUACAGUACCAUGGAUCCUUGCUGGGAUUAGCGUUGUUCCCAUGUUAGGAAAGCAGGCUAUCAAUGUGAUUCAGUUAGUUAAAGCAAGCAAGUGGUUAGGAGAGGGCGAUGUGGCUGCGAGGCGGAAGGCAGGUAUUACUGCUGGAGUAAGAAAGAACAGGUAA
This is a messenger RNA of Lithohypha guttulata, 918 nucleotides long. RefSeq names its product phosphatidylinositol synthase 1 (CDP-alcohol phosphatidyltransferase1) (gene pis1). Gene Ontology annotation, biological process: phosphatidylinositol biosynthetic process. The transcript has 3 exons. The coding region runs from base 1 to 918 and encodes 305 amino acids. Gene Ontology annotation, cellular component: membrane; Golgi apparatus. The record is from RefSeq and is a predicted model, not a curated record. Gene Ontology annotation, molecular function: CDP-diacylglycerol-inositol 3-phosphatidyltransferase activity. NCBI's taxonomy places the organism in Eukaryota, Fungi, Ascomycota, Eurotiomycetes, Chaetothyriales, Trichomeriaceae.